Porites lobata is the source of this 9463-nucleotide messenger RNA. The record is from the annotation of a GenBank genome assembly. NCBI's taxonomy places the organism in Eukaryota, Metazoa, Cnidaria, Anthozoa, Scleractinia, Poritidae.
AUGGCGUCUCGCAAAAGAAAGGUUGUGGCGGACGAGGACGAAGAUCAAACCAAGAUCGAUUUCGAAACAUCAGAAGAGGUUGACGUAGUGCCAACUUUCGACCAGUUAAAGCUUCGAGAAGAGUUGCUUCGCGGCGUAUACGCUUACGGUAUGUCAGAGUGCAAAGAAGAGUCACAAAUUGAAGUGACGCCACAGUGUGUCGUGUAUUUGAUCGUUUGUUCUGCAGGUAUUUAGUAACUUAUUUGUUUUCUAGGAUUCGAGAAACCUUCUGCUAUUCAACAGCGUGCUAUUAAACCUAUCAUAAAAGGAAGGGACGUUAUUGCACAGUGAGUAUCUGCGAGAAAUUAUCUUCGGCCAAAAUGGAGAGAGCUAGAAGCUUUAAUUUUCUUUUUGUUGGUGUUACCUGAAAAUGACGAAAAAAUCUUUAUGUAGUCGGUGUUGUAUGCUUUAAAAUAUUAAUAGAUUAAAGGAAAUAAAUCAACUGCAAGCUAUUGAAUUUCAUUGUGAAUUUCAGAGCUCAGUCUGGUACAGGAAAAACAGCUACUCUCUCCAUAUGUGUGCUUCAGUCUAUUGACAUACAGGUUUGUACGAUUAGCACCAUUAUAUUUCGCAUGCUGACAGUGUAGAGCCACCAUUAUAGCAUGUGGCUAGGAAUUCAAUUGUGAUUGUUUCGCCUGCAAGUUGAUUCGCCCUAUGUGAGGUUCCAGAAAAUAUCCAUACCACCCCUAUGGAAGCUAUUUGCCGUAUGACCCCCCCCCCUGCCUUCUGGAUUUUCCAAAAUUGGCCCCUAAAAUUUAACCCCCCUCCCGGCCAGAAUUUCCAAAAUUUUCACACACACCCCUGGAAAUAUUGCUAUCUCUAACUGAAGUGAACAAAGAAGUAGUUUUGUUCACUAGGAUGACAAAUUUUGUGAGUUUCAUGUAUUUUCUGUUGAAUUGUAUAACAGAUAAGCGAAUUCCUUAUGCAAACUCCUUAUGCGCUCAAGUCACAGACAAAUUGUGUGAGUUUCAUGUAUUUUCUGUUGAAUUCUACAACAGAUGCGAAUUCUUUUUGCCCUCAAGUCAUGAAGAAAUUGUUGAAAAAGUUCUUGGCCACAUGCAAAUUAAAUGCAAGGUCACGUAGGAAACAUAACUGUACUUUUCUUGCACUGUAUCAAGAAGAAGGCAACACUUGAAGAAGUAUAAUCAAAGAGAUCAGGACCUCUGCGCGCGAUAAGACAGUGUGGGUAUCGAAUUUCGUUCUACCAAAUUUGCAUAUUUGACUUUGCGGUAAAAUUGCGCAUCGCCGAUUUCAUUGAUAAGAAAAUUGUCAUGCAAAGUUUAACGUGCUGGAAAGGACUUCUUUGUGAUAAAGAAACAGUCAAGUGAAGAAGAAAUGCAUCCAAUUAAAAAAAAAUUUUGUGUGUUGUGUUCUCGACAUGCAAGGAAAAUGAAGUUUCGUUCUGCUGGCUCAUAAACUACAAAGGUGUAAAAGUUAAAAAAUAUUAUUUUCGGAAAACUUGCUGAAAGCGAAGAUGGCUACAAAGGGGCAGAGAUCCGUAACCAUUCAUGUAAUGAUGCAUUUGUAAACAAACUUCAUAACGUAUGUGACUUGGAGAAUAACAGAUUGUUCGACACAAGUGGCUAGCUAAGAAAUGGUUUUGCAAUGGAAACUCAGUUAAAAUUUAUCUUAAGUUGCUCGAACAGUCCACAAAUUCUUUUUCGAACCGUUCCAACGGAUAGCAAUUUUUUCAAAUGGAUAUCCCAAGCCGUUCGAACGAAUGACAAUUUUUUUCAAACGGAUGACAAUUUUUCCCAAACAGAUAACCUAAGCCGUUUGAAGAGAUGACAAUUUUUUUUGAACGGAUACCCCAAGCCGUUCAAACGGAUACCAAAUCCGUUCAAAAACGGCAAACCGUAAGGAAUGUUUUUGUGUGAGAGGUCACGCUAAGGAACUGACAAAAUUCGCUAUGUCCAUUAAUCCUUAGGUUUAGGAGCUCUUUAAGUUUUGUUGUGUUUUAUAUCUUCGCACAUACAUUUUUGUGUUUUUUCUUUGUUACUCUCUUACACACCACAAGAACCCUCUGGAACUAUUUCCCUGUGGUGACCCCCCUGUCCCCACUGGAAAAUUAGGCAAAUGGCCCCCCCCCUCCCCCCUGGAAAAUCCGAUCCCUUCCGUGGGGGUGGUAUGGAUAUUUUCUGGAACCACACAAUGUCGUUUUGUUUAGUGACAUAUGCAAUGAACACAACAGUGAACAUAGUUUAAUAGCAAAGAUUUUAAUAUUUUAGUUCAGCUUGGAUUUUAUGGCCAUGAAUGAAAAGGUUCAAUGAUCUAAAAAAUCUAGGUAUUUAUAUUUGAGAAAGAAUAGUUAAAACUCAAGUGGACAUAAUUUGAGAUAUUCACUGGAAAAAUCACGUGUGCAGUCACUGUUUUUUAUGCUUAUUCCUAGUCUAUAAGGCGCAUCAACUUUCGGGCACAUCAACUUUCUUGCAAAGUGACCUGAUACCGUGGCUAGGACUCAAAUUGAAACUUAGUGGUAUUACUACUCUCUCAUGGAAGAGGUAGCAUGUAAAAGCUAGCCAGGGCAGAGAUACCAACCUCUGCAAAUCUAAAAUCUGGAGACUCUCUUUUGCAUUCACCCACCCCCUUCCCGAUAACCACAAUUUGAUCCAGUCCCUAAUUUAUCACAGGGGAAUGGCUUAGGACAUUAUAUGCAGGGGUUACAUUAAGGUUUUGAACAGGAGGGCAACUGGGUUUGACUACCAGGCAAAGAAAUAGAAAGGGCCUUGCUCCCCUAGGGAGGACCGGGACAUGCUUCCCCGGAAAAUUUUGAAAUUCUACAGUUGCAAAAGAUGUGUUUUCCUGCAUUCUGAAGCUGCAGAUACUGUCUUUCAACUACUGAAAAAAGAUAUCUUUUCUAGACAAUUUAAUCAUGAUUUGAUACCAAUAUCCACCACACAAAUUAGUUCAUAAUCUUAUUGACACAUUUCAGAUGGUCUUUUAUGGAGUACAGUUCUUUUUGCAAUGCAUUAUGGGGCAAUUCUUGUUUUUAGCACAUAACAAACUAGGGGAUUUCAUGCCACUUGUGAUAAAGUGGAAAUUUGAUGGUAAAGUAUGUUUUGCAUUCAAGAAGACUCAUCAAGAAAAGGUUACGAUUGUAUAACUUACUUAAAACUUUUCUUUGAUUGUUCCUUGUAAUAAAAAAAAAGUUCUUUCAGAAGUUAAGAAGCCAGGGAAAGUCACAUUCACAGCUGGUCAAUUUUUCCGGUGCCCGGCCCUUUAUGAAACCCCUGUAUAUGAAGUCUUACAUGAGGUACAGACCAUCACAAUUUGCCUUUUUGAUUGUAAUGGUGAAAUGAUCUUUGUCAGUGAUGAAAUAUGUGCAAAAAUGCCCCAGAAACCAAUCAAAGAAAAUUCAAAUUUUGGGAGGAGAUGGGAUUAAUUCCAAAUUAAAGCUCAGAAAAGCUCAAUACUCAAUUUUAUCUUGGAGAUUUUGUGUCCCGUACGGCAGAGUGGGAGAUUGAUGUCGUAUCCAGGAGAAUUGGCAUGUAUGCCAGGGGUGAUACUGGCAUAUCAUCAGACUCAAAGAAAAGUAGCCAAAAUACCCUAGAUUCCUCCAGGUUUCUGUCAAAAAGCUUAGUAUGCUGUACUCCUUAGGACCAUAAGUUAUUGAAGGUGAAGACUAUAAAAUUGUCUGUAGAUACUGUUUCCCCCAAACAAUGGAGGGGUUAAACUGUAAACAGUAAAGUGAGAGGGAUAAUCAAAUGGGGGUAAAAAAUCUAAACCCAAGAAAAAUCCCUGGACCAAAAAUUAACCCCCCAAAAUUCUCAUGCCAAAAUUCUAUAAAGAAUAAAAAGUAAUGAUAUAACACGCAGGAGACUGAAUUUUUGUGGUUGUUCAUUUGUCAUACCAUGCUUAUCCAGUAGUCUAAAACUAGCAGCUGGCAUACACACGUUGAUUGCAAUGGGAGGCAAGGUCAUUGUCAAAUAAGACAAUAGUGGUUGAGAGUCCAAUACCUAAUUUCUUUUUUCAUUCAAAGUCUCCAAACAUUGUACAUGCAUUUUGAAUAAGGAUCUUUAGUUAAGGACCAUGUGAAGGUUGGGAAAAGGUAAUAGUAAUAAUGAAGUAAUGUUUUUUAUACACUUUUUUUUAUCAAAUCACUGUCAGACAAGAGAAACCCAAGCUUUGAUCUUAUCCCCAACACGUGAACUUGCUCAGCAAAUCCAGAAGGUAUGAAAAAACCUCAUUUAUUCUUUUCCUUAUUCAUUUGUGUUGUAUUGUUUACUGAACUUUAUGUCAUACCCUGAGAACUUGAGGUUUCUCACUGAAGUGCGAAGUUUCACCACUGUAACGUUAGAGAGUUAAAGUAACCAUUAUGGUGACAUUAAUGAGAUUGUAAUAAAAAUGAUAAUUGGUUUUAUGAGCAAAAUAACAGCUCUUCAAUUGCAUUACACAGUCACGUAUUGGUACAUAUCUUUGAUGUCUGCUGCAUGAAUAUGACUUGAAACUUCAUUAUGUGACUUUUUGUGGAUGACAUGGACACACAAAGUUAUUUGAUGAGUUAAUUUGCCCUGGCAGAUGAUAGGAAAUUUGACCAAAAUGUUUGUGAAUCAGUGAAUUAACUGGAGUAGACAAGAAGGUCAUUUUCCUAUAGUUACUGGCUAAAACACUGUUUGAUUGUGUAACUCUACAGGUAUGAUGAAUUGCAUUUAUUUUUAACCAUCUUUCGGGACAGAACUAUGGUGUUGAAAUGCAUGAUCUGACUUGAGAGUACACAGUUGAAUGAAGGGUAUAAACAGAAACCUAUAAGUAUAAAUCAUUAACAAGAGCAUAAUGUUCAAUACUGCUACAGUCAAACCCUGUUAAUACAGACACAGGUGCUAUAGGACGUGUCGGUAUUUACGGGGUGUCCAUAUUAGUCAAAAAUACACCUUUUAGUUAAUCAAAACACUACAGAAAUAAAACAGGACACAAGCAUCUUCAAACUCAACAUCUGUAAACUUCACUAAGCCGUUAUUCCACGGACUAUGUACAUGAAAACACUCAAAAGUCUUGACAAGGUCGCUCAUUAUACAUUACAUAAUCAAAAACUCUUCUCUGCAAAUACGCCUUGAUUGAUGUCAAAAUAGUCUAAAAUUGUCGUCCACAAUAUUCAUCCUACAUGUAUCUGGUGUACUAUAGCUCUGGGAAUAUCGACAUUAUGUCAACUGAAGGUUUUUUUUAACCUUCAAAAAAGAAAGGCUUAUUACAGUACACAGUGGACAAUAAGGUGUCUGUGUUAGCAAGGUUGACUUUUUAUGAGAAUCUGUUCAUUGAGGAAGAAAGUAGUUUCCGUUGUCCACAAUAAUGGGUGUUCCUAUUAAGUGGGUUGAAUUUUGAAAAAAAUGUAAGGGCUUUCCCCGGGGACAGAGAAAACUGUCUGUAAUAAUGAGGUGUCUACAUUAAGUGGGUGGCCGUAAAGUGGGGUUCGACUUUACCUCAUAGCUUCUGCACCUGUAUCUAUCUGUUAGAGGUCAAACUUAACUUGAGGUAACCUACUGGUAGGUUGAUUCUCAAUAUCCUUUGUCUCCUAGCCCUGAUUCAUGAAAAAUGAUAGGGCUAGGAAACAAAAAAAAUAGACUCAACCUGGGUUAAAAAAUUUUAACAUCAAUUUAAUUCUGACCUGUAACAUAUCCAUGGGUAUAAUAUUAUAGGCUACACCCUGCAACUAAAGAUCCGAAUUUUUGUAGGUAAUUCUUGCCCUUGGUGAUUACAUGAGUGUCCAAUGUCAUGCAUGUAUUGGAGGAACAAAUGUUGGAGAGGACAUCAGAAAACUCGAUUAUGGACAACAUGUUGUGUCUGGAACUCCUGGCAGAGUUUUUGGUAAGAUUUCUGCUCUUUGCUCCCCUGCGAGCAGUGAUUUCUCCAGGCCGGUUGCUAUGCUGUAUGAAGGGAGAGAAACCACUGUGUGCGACCAUUUGCUUCUUUGAUUAACAAGCUGCCGUCCCAUGCCAUGGAAGAAUAUGUUAACAAUCUUGUGUGAUCAUUUGUGCUCUGUCCAGGGCUCAAAGUUAGCAACUAACUGGUUGCAUAUGCGACUGGAUUUGUGGUUGUGCACCUAAAAAUUCAUGUGUAAUCGCACCUGUGCGCCGUAAAACCCAAAGCACAGUGCGACUGACCUACUUCCGACUAUACUUACGAACUCGAACUAGCUGCAAAUAUAUGCUACGAAGGAAACACGUACUUUUUGCGCAAUGGACGAUCAUGUCGAAUGUUCGUUUUUAAUGUCAAUCAAGACAAAAACAGUGCGGAUUAAGAGCCUUUUUUUCCAGGUAAGAAAGUUUUUUAAGUCGUAUUCCAGUUACAUGUAAGUCAUUGCGCAUUUAACAAAUUCAUUAAAGAUCAAUUUUCAUUCUCGUUCGACACACUCAUUGUUGUCAGUUUUGCAUUGUUUUUCAAGUGUAAGUUUUCUUUGGUCACAACUGUACUGUCAAAGAGAGAAAUUAGUAUUAAAAAUCACAGCGGUAUUACUGCGUAGCAAAUCGGCUGUGUUUUAUCAAUCACAGGACUGACAUAAAAGUAACAAACUGAAGAUGACAAAUAAACGUGGCACUGUUAAGGUUUUUACUUUUUCUUUUGAAAUAGAUGCUCCCAACAUUAUAAGCGGUGCUUCUAAAAUUUUCAGCUGUGCGCCUAAAAUUUCGGCAGUGCGCCUAAACAUUUACAUCUGGUAGCGCAAGUGCUCCCAAACUCAAAUUUGAACUUUGAGCCCUGCUGUCCACUAAUUUUUAAGAAGAAUAAACAUUAAGAGAGGAAGUUUGGUUUUAAGGAUUAACCUUUUUCUAUUUGCUUCAUACAGAUAUGAUCAGAAGACGGAACUUGAGAACUCGGUCAAUCAAAUUACUUGUGCUAGAUGAAGCAGAUGAGAUGUUAAAUAAAGGUAAAAAUUUCAAUUUGUGAAGCAGGUACAAAUGUGAUCCUUGCUAAUCUGUUAAAUUGUACUUUUAUUUUGUCAUUUCAGGUUUUAAGGAGCAGAUUUAUGAUGUUUACAGAUAUCUUCCCCCAGCAACACAGGCAAGUUUUUUUUUCUGAAAAAAAGCAAGAUAAACUUUCCUUGUGCCAGUGCUAUUGCUCAGAUUUUCUUAUUUUGUAAUAGUUCUUAACCCUUUAUUUUAUUGAGUUUAAUAAUAUCUUGAUUAUUUACAUGUAGGUUGUUCUUUUAAGUGCGACCCUUCCACAUGAUAUCUUGGAAAUGACACAGAAGUUCAUGACAGAUCCUAUCAGGAUUCUUGUGAAACGGUACUGGUCAAGUUUUUUUUCUCUCACCUCUUUUCACAGGGCACCGGUGUAAAAUAGAUUCUAUUGUACUGAGGCAAAAUUAAUAUUAUUUUAGUCACAACUUUGUUACUUGUGUAAUGUGAAACUGUGAAAGGUUUGAACCCAGUCAUUUCAUAAGUAGGUUGAGUAACAUGAUUGACCACGGUAAAAUGCCCUUGAAUUCAAAGCAAAGUUUCAACCCUCCAUAUCUUCACUUACACAACAAGGCAACCUCAUGUUAUAAUGUUUGUAUUUGUUUUUGUUAGUGAUGAAUUGACGCUGGAAGGUAUCAAGCAGUUUUUUGUGGCUGUUGAGCGAGAAGAAUGGAAAUUUGACACCCUUUGUGAUUUAUAUGACACACUGACAAUUACACAGGCUGUGAUAUUCUGCAAUACCAAGAGAAAGGUUAGUUACAGUACAUUAAAAAAUAUGUUAAAUUGAACAAGACCAAACCAUAGUGAAACUAACAUUAUUUAGAGAGGCGACACUUGACAUUUCCAACAACUGUUAAAACUGUAGCUCUCUAAUUGUUGCCAUUUGGGAGAUACUAUCCAGACUGGAUAACCAGAGGAGUAUCUGGAGAAAAACCUCUUGGAGCAGAGAAGAAAACCAGCCAUAAAUUCAACGCGCACGUGUCCUCGUUAAUUCUUGUUUUUGAACCCUGGUGGCACUGGUAGGAGUCAAGUGAACUCAUCACUGUGCCAUCCCUGCUUUAUAAGCAGUACUAGUGGACAGCAGAGUAAUAAGAAACACCUAUUCCUGUGGCAUAAAAGUGGGAAACUUAAGAGUAUUAGUGAUGAGAGAAGAUGUCUGUGUUAAAGCAUACCAAGAUGAUGAGGUGGUAGUGAAUAGGGAUUUUUUUCUUUGUUAAAAACAUUGACAUUGUGUCACAGCAAAAGCCUUCCAGUGAUAUUAUAUUACAGGCACAAAUCUCUACAGAUAAUAGUUUUUACUUUUUUUAGGUUGACUGGCUUACAGAGAAGAUGAGAGAAGCAAAUUUCACAGUGUCCUCUAUGCAUGGUGACAUGCCGCAGAAAGAGAGAGAUGCUAUUAUGAAAGAGUUCCGAUCUGGACAGAGGUAAGCUUUUUGGUACCUGUUAGUCUGGUUUUGCUUGCCUUGGUGCACAGUAAACACUAUAAUAGUAAUUAUUAUCUAGUUAUGCAAGUGGGGUGACCAGUGAUCAUUUAAACUGCUCUUUUUUCUCUGCAGUCGGGUGCUGAUAUCAACAGAUGUGUGGGCCAGAGGUAUCGACGUUCAACAGGUUUCUCUGGUUAUCAACUACGACUUGCCUAACAACCGUGAGUUGUACAUUCACAGGUGUGUUUUAACUUGAUUAAGGCAGAUGAUGCUGUGGUUUUUGGCUCCAGAUAUGUAGAUGAAAGUGUGUUUUACAGACAUAGAUGACCCAAUUUGGUGUUUGUUUGGCUGUGCAAACAAAGUAAAAAUUAAGGUUUCUACUGCCUUCAUGAAAUAAUACUAAUUCUCAAAAAUACUACAAUUAAUGUAAGAAGAGAUGGAGAUAACAUUGCAAUUACUAUCGACUACUUGUUGAGAGAAAAUAGAUUCCCUCAUUUCUCCCAAUUUGGGUCAUUAUAAUUGGUGAUGCCCUCUCAAAUUCAGCUUUGCACAUUCUUGUGUUAUACUCAAAGUUUUGUACACAGUCAUGUCAUGUGUUGCAGGAAGAUGUUAUAAAAUAUAUAUAAAAAAUCAAGUUAAGCAAAAAGACUUUGAUACAUCAUGAUUUUACAUUUUUUUCAAAUUCAACUGUCCAAGAAAGAAGCAAAAUAGUUGAGUUGUAUAAAAUGCAAAACUUUUUUCCAAAUAUUGUUUUUUUGUGAUUAUUAUGUGCUCAGCAAAAGAUGGUAAUAUCACAACAGUUUAAAAAUCCUCACACAAACACACCUUGAUAUCUCAGCCAGUCAGAGUGUGUGGAGUUAUUUUAUAAAAAGCUGCAUCCCACAAACUCCCUUAACCUUGUUGUACAAGUCAGUAGAAUAGAACUUGUCAUCUUUCAUCCAGUUUUGGUUGACCAAUAUCUGAAAUUUCUAUUAUAGGAUUGGCCGAUCUGGUCGAUUUGGUCGCAAAGGUGUUGCCAUCAACUUUGUUAAGUCAGACGACAUCAGAAUCUUGCGUGAUAUUGAACAGUAUUACAGUACACAGAUUGAUGAAAUGCCAAUGAACGGUAUG